AUCCUGGUAUCCAUCUCAUCUGCGUCUGCAACAUUGACCAUACACACCGACAGCUCCAUGAGGUCGCAUAUAGUCUUGCCAAAGCUAUGAGGCCACCUUGCCGUCUACUUCGAGAUGGGCUCGAAGUUAGAAAGCAAUUCCACAGCAGUGCGCAAGCGCAUCGAAAGCCAUACAUUUGACAAUGAGGAAGGAGAGGAAUAUGAGCCAUCCAAGUUUGGAGGCUUCCCUGAAUACUUUCGGCGCAAGAAGAUAAAGCUCCAGAACCUUGAUGCCGAACUACGCGCCAAGUCCGCUGACAAGCCCGCUGUAUUCCGUGGUGUCGUUGCGAACGUCAAUGGGUACACUCAGCCAUCCUUGAAUGACUUACAUAGGAUGAUAGUCGAACAUGGUGGUGGUUUCAUGCAGUACUUGACCGGCAAGACGGCGGUGACCCAUAUAAUUGCGAGUAGUCUUACGCCUAAGAAGGCUGUAGAAUUCAAGAAAUACCGGAUAGUGAAGCCUGCAUGGGUAGUUGAUAGUAUCGCUGCUGGAAAGCUGCUGCCAUGGGACGCCUAUCGUGUUGUGGACGAAGGUGUCGGGCAGAAGAUUCUCGGGUUCGACAGUGGCAAGAUUGUCAGCCAGACAAGCAAACAGUCCAAAGGAUACAGGGACCAGUCAGAUACCAGCUGGUACACAAGCCAACUGAAGCAGUCGGCGUCCACCCCUAGCUCAAGCAGACCGAAGUUUCGGUCACAGAGGCCUCCGACACCCGUUUCCGACGAUAUUGAUGGCGAGGAGCAAUCCGAUCCUGACGACGAUGUGAAAUUGAGGGAGGCUGUCAACUACGAUGUGCCUGAAGGUUUCUUUGACGGUGCCACCCCGAAUACCCCCCCGAAGACCAGUCCUGUAGAAGAAACCCCCCAGAGAGAACUGAUUCCCGAAGUGGAUAAAAGUACGGAGAGCAGGACUCCUGGUGAGAAAGUACGAACACCCAGUAUAAGGGCCCACAAGAGAUCUAGAAGCCCCUCGGCAGAUGCUGCGGCUAAAAGACCAAGAUGGACUUCAGAACAGAGUGGCGCUCUUCUUGAUUCUCCCUCGAAACGGAGUCACUUGACCGCCGAAGAACAUAACGCCAUCUUACUAGCGGAUCCCAAGGUCCGGAAAUCAUCUGUUAUCAAUCCAGAAUUCCUCGAGCAGUACUACCGCGAGUCACGCCUGCAUCAUCUAUCUACGUGGAAAGCUGACCUCAAGUCUCAGCUACAGACGCUUGCGGCGGAAAAGACAUCAUCCCAGAGAGUUCGCCAGAAGCGAGCCCCCGGUGCUAGAAGGUAUAUACUACACGUCGACUUCGACAGUUUCUUUGCAGCCGUCUCUCUCAAAAAGCAUCCAGAGUACAAAGAAAAGCCUGCUGUGGUUGCACAUGGCAAUGGAACGGGAUCUGAAAUUGCUAGCUGUAAUUAUCCAGCUCGCAAAUACGGAAUCAAGAAUGGCAUGUGGAUGAAGCGUGCGUUAGAGCUAUUCCCAGACCUAAAGGUUUUACCAUACGACUUUCCCGCCUACGAAGAAGCAAGUAGAUCAUUCUAUCAGUCAAUCAUGAACUGCAGUCCGGAAGCAGUAGUUCAAAGCGUAAGCAUAGACGAAGCAUUAGUCGAUGUCUCUAACAGCUGCAAUGCAGCUGGAGGAGGCAAUGGGGUCCAUCCAAGUAAAGGUGCCCUAUAUCGUGAACAAGAGCAAGCUAAUGAAAUUGCGACCCGACUACGUGACGAAGUUCUCGCAAAGACUGGUUGCAAUGUUUCAGUUGGCAUUGGAGCCAACAUUCUACUUGCCAAAGUCGCUCUUCGCAAGGCUAAGCCCGCAGGCCAGUAUCAAAUCAAGCCCGAUGAGAUGCUGGAUUUUGUAGGGGCACUCCAGGUACAAGACCUGCCAGGUGUUGCUUGGAGUAUUGGAGGAAAGCUCGAGGAGAUAGGGAUCAAAUUUGUGUCUGAUAUCCGUCAAGUUACGAAAGAAAAGCUGGUCAACGCUUUGGGACCCAAGACUGGUGAGAAGCUGUGGGAUUACUCUCGAGGCAUCGAUCGAUCCGAAGUUGGUGACGUGGUGGUGCGUAAGUCUGUGUCUGCUGAGGUCAACUGGGGAGUACGCUUCGAGAACCAAGAGCAGACCGAUGAAUUCAUUGAGAAUCUCUGCGGGGAGCUGAACAAACGACUGCUCAAAGAGAGAGUCAAAGGCCGACAAUUCACCAUGAAGAUCAUGCGUCGCGCAGCAGAUGCUCCUCUCGAUCCACCUAAACAUCUCGGCCAUGGGAAGUGUGAUACGUACAACAAGAGCAUCGCAUUAGGUGUUGCGACCAACGCGAAAGAAGUCUUGACUAAGGAAGCGCUGUCCAUAUUAAAAAGCUUCAAUAUCUCCCCUGGUGAGCUCCGAGGGAUAGGGGUUCAAAUGACAAAGUUGGAGCCACUGAGAGCCAAUCUCGAUGGGAAAAUCGAGACCAGCCAACGUAGGCUCCAAUUCAAGACUCAUAAUGCUGUUGGAAGGCCACUGCAAGAGUCUGUAUCCGACGAACCGGAUGCAGCAGACGAUUCCAUUCAAGACGACGUCGUCACCCCAAAGAAGCCAAAAGCUCCGCCUAAACAGAUCAAUUACGGCCCUGCUGACCUUCACCAAAGCACACCUCGAAAGAAACCACUUAACACGCUCGGAACGCAAUUUAUUCUGCCCAGCCAGGUUGACCCUACCGUGCUUGAGGAAUUGCCUUCAGACAUACGGGCUAAACUUGCUAGGCACGUCCGUCAAGCAUCUCCUUCGCCAGCGGCGAGGCCCAGACCUCCAGCAUCAACAGUCCUCCCUAGUGAGUCACAACUCGACCCUGAAGCUCUCUCUGCCCUCCCAGACGACCUUCGGGCAGAAGUGCUUGCACACUACGCCCAGGAUCUCGAGAAGUUGCACACAGGCGAACAUGCCGGUCUUCCCCAGUCACCACAAAAAACUCGUAUCUUCGCACCUCCAAAGAAACCUGUCGUUCCCGUAAAGCGUGGCCGUGGCCGUCCUCCGAAAUACGCCAUCGCACCCACCUCUGCCGCUACAAGCAAUGCGACUUCAUCUACUUCAUCAACCCUCACCCAAGCCAACUUCAUCACAUCCCGCCCGACUUCCCGUAACACGGAUGCUCUGCAACAAGUCAACGCUGCUGACGUUGAUGUCGAGUUCCUGGCCGCACUUCCUGCAUCCAUCCGCGCCGAAGUCCUUGCGCAGCAACGGCUCUCCCGACUUAAUAAUAAGUCAGCUCUCACUCUCCCUCGCAAAGCUCCUCCAAGGCCGAAAGCUCCCGUCACUCUACUUCCCUCUCAGCGUACGUUAGUAUUACCACCAAGGAAACCACGGCCAACAUUCACGACGCAGAAGUUCACAUCAAUCGAAAACCUGCGUACAGCAAUAUCCUCAUGGUGGGAUACGUUUAGCGAUGAAGGUCCAUAUGACGAGGAUGUCGGUGCGCUAGGGAAAUACCUCUCUGCCGUCGUUCGUGAUGAGAUGGACAUGCACAAGGCAAUGAAAGUAGUACAGUGGCUGGCCUGGGUUGUGAGUGAGGGAUACGAGCAAGACGAAGGGACAGUUGAAGACAGCGACGGAUUUGCUGGACUGACGGCCAGCCAAGAAAAGGGGAAGCUCAAGUGGGAAGGUGCUGUAGAGACUGUCAAGGUCGUCGUGCGGAAAGCAGUAAAGGAACGUGGGCUGGGGGAGAUAGACUUUUAAUCAGGAGUUUUUGUAUCAAUUAUCGGCGUUGGGAGAUGGAAUUGUGGAUCUGAUACCAAGGAGGCACGACAUAUGGAAACGGAGAUUAUGUUUAUG
Molecule: messenger RNA, 3822 nt
Organism: Pseudovirgaria hyperparasitica
Lineage: Eukaryota; Fungi; Ascomycota; Dothideomycetes; Acrospermales; Acrospermaceae
Product: DNA repair protein
Exons: 2
Coding region: 115-3726 (1203 amino acids)
Biological process (GO): error-free translesion synthesis; error-prone translesion synthesis
Cellular component (GO): nucleus
Molecular function (GO): damaged DNA binding; deoxycytidyl transferase activity; DNA-directed DNA polymerase activity
Source: RefSeq, a predicted model, not a curated record